AUGAACGGCAUCCAACUGCAAUCUGUCUGUGGUUCUAGAUACCUUGCAAAUUUUCAAGUCCUUAUCAUGGUCGAUGUACGAGAUAGAAUAGUUUUUGUACCGUACAAUUUCAUUCGCCAGCCACUGUAUUGGCCAGAAAAGGCGACCAAGGAGACUGAAUUCUACAAAAAGUAUCAAGUGUUGGACCACUGUUAUUAUUCCAACAUAGAAAAGAAAUGCGCUCCGCCAAAGGCUACCAAAAUUAAUAACGAGUUAUUCGCGAAACUGAAGAAGGACUACCCAACAAUUAACUGUCCCCGUAUUCCGACUGUUCUCGCGUUUAAUCAUCAUUUUCAAUGUUGCCACAAUGAAAGUUUGCCUUGGAAUGUGGACGACUUGAUUGGAUUUCAGCUCGUCCAACUUCAAUCAGGACAACGUUACGAGAAGUGUUUGAGAUCCGUGAAGAAUUUCGUGAAUAGUUCCGCCCAUGGGGCACAGUGUGUGGAGGCGUGCUCACUCAAUCCGAUAGAUUGGAAGCAAGUCUCAAAAAAACCGGAGAUCGCCUGGAAUGCGACCCAAUUUUUGACGUACAUGCUCAAUUCUAUAAAAAUCCCGACCAUCAACAAGAAUUUAACCACCAAAUCUGCCGAGCAAUAUAUUUACUGGACCUUCCCGAACCGAGGCGCCGUACAGAAUCGCACCGGCUGGAUAAGAUAUGCCGAUAUUGGUAAACUAUUCUUAAAUUCCGCUCAAAUACUCGAAUACUCUUACAAAUACUCUUUUUACAAAUACAAAUACUCUUUUUUAGGAAUGUCAAUGCCUUUCUCUGUUCUCAAAGCUUAG
This is a messenger RNA of Folsomia candida, 822 nucleotides long. RefSeq lists its product as uncharacterized. The coding region runs from base 1 to 822 and encodes 273 amino acids. NCBI's taxonomy places the organism in Eukaryota, Metazoa, Arthropoda, Collembola, Entomobryomorpha, Isotomidae. The transcript has 5 exons. The record is from RefSeq and is a predicted model, not a curated record.